UCUUUUCUAAACUUGGAACUGAAGUGAACUGAAACACGCCUCUCUCUCUCUCUCUCUCUCUCUCUCUCGAUUUCUCUGUACAAAGGAGAGCAGGGGCGAUGAGAGGUGUCGGCACUAGUGGGUAGGACCCGCAUUCGAGUAUCAUCUAAUCCCCUCCGAUCCUUCACUCGCAUGUCACCUCCAUCUCUCUCUCUGGCAUUUCCAAUGGAGGGGUGAAUUGGGAGAGUUCUCUCAAGAACACCCACAUUGGAGAAUCCAAGAAUGAGUGAGCUUAUACAAUAAUCCUCUCUACUCUCUCUGUCUUUCGACUCUUUCUUGCUCUGGGAUUAUGGAUUCAGUGACGCGUCUCGACUAUGUUCUGUUUCAGCUCGCUCCAACCAGAACUAGGUGUGAUCUGGUCAUCUACGCCGCCGGCGCCAGCGAAAUGCUAGCUUCGGGCCUUCUUGAACCUUUCCUCUCGCAUCUAAAAGCCGCGAAGGAUCAAAUUUCGAAAGGUGGGCAUUCUGUCACGCUUCGCCCCCCGUCUACGGCGGCCGGCGCUUCCUGGUUCACCAAAGCCACUCUGCAGAGAUUUGUGAGGUUUGUGAGCACACCGGAGGUUCUUGAGAGGUUUGUGACCAUAGAGAGAGAGAUUGAGCAGAUCGAGAACUCAGUUCAAUCAAAUGGACUGUCUAACACUGUCGUGCCGGCCGAUACAGAAGGCAUUUAUUUACAUGCAUACAUGGCUCGUAUGCAUGCACAUAAAUCAGCAAACAUUCUGGAAGGGAGAUCAGCAGAACUUGAUUACACUGAUUUACAUCCAUAUUUUAUUUGGCAAGCCCAUGCUACUCCUAUGGCAGGUUGGGGGUGGGCAUGGUUUGUCUGGAUUGCAAGCAGUGUGGGAGGGUUAGGAUUCAAACCCAGGCCAAUGGUCUGGGACUGGGGCAGCAUUCAGCACCCUGACUUCUGGGAUGCCUCUCAGUCCUCAUUGAUUUGGUAAUUGACGACUUGUAGAGUACAAAUCUCCAUUGGAUGUAUUAGGUGCAUUAUUUGACUCCAUUGAAUCCCUGGUGGUAUUGGUUCACCCCACCACACUAUCAAACAAAAAACUGCAACUUCCAAACAAAAACAAUAAACUGGAUGAGAUUUUGCAAUUACAUUCAAGUUAUCCUGGUUUGUGCGCUAUCCAGCACUCCACAUGGUCUAGCUGAAUCUCUCAUUUGUGCCCAUGCUGUUGCCUGUUGAAUGUUUUUUCAUAUAUUGUAAACUAUUCAAAAAUGUUUUAGGCUAAA
Messenger RNA from Malania oleifera, 1271 nucleotides. RefSeq names its product COP1-interacting protein 7-like. The record is from RefSeq and is a predicted model, not a curated record. Gene Ontology annotation, biological process: response to light stimulus; positive regulation of DNA-templated transcription. Bases 329 to 979 code for a protein of 216 amino acids. The transcript has 4 exons. NCBI's taxonomy places the organism in Eukaryota, Viridiplantae, Streptophyta, Magnoliopsida, Santalales, Ximeniaceae.